AUGUCUGCAAGAUCUAGUUCUUGCGCUAGUAGUCUGUCGCUGGAGUUGCAUACUUACAGUAACAACCUGGGAUCCACCAACAGUGGCCGGCUCGACUCAUGGGGUCACGAGUACUUUCGGGGCUCCUUCUCGGAUUCACCAGGAGUCGUUCUGACCAGUAAGUCUGGCUCUACCAACACCCAGAGCUCUGUUAACAAUAUACUGGCUACUCCCAGAAAGCUGAAGGUCACCAAGGAAGAUUUGUUGGCAUACCAGCUGUACGGAAACGACCUCAACUUUGUCAUGGACCAGAACGAAUACCUCAAAACUCUGGCACUGCCGUUGCACAGCCAAUAUGCUGAUUACGAACUGAUCCCAACCAAUAUAGUGGACGGCUACACGAUUCAGGCUCAGCUCACUACGCAGAAGUUGGGCCUGCUCCUACAUUAUGCAAAGAACGAUUCCCUGGGAGACCCAGUGAUUUUGCGACUCUCUCCAAACUUCGUGGAUUCCGUUCGUGUGGCUCGGUUCAUGAAUGAAUGGUAUUUGACCUCAGGUCUCAACCCUCCCACCCGUCACAGACUAUGGUCUAACCCUCGCUUGUCCAACCCAUUUAUUCUGUCAUCUUCAUCUAACAUUAAUGAUCCAGUGCAUAGAGCCUCGCUCUCUCGCCCUAUUACACUUCCAAAAGAUAUGCCUGGUGUUCUUUAUCCAUUGUCAGUUGUUGAUAUCGCAGUGGAGAUUGAUGGCUACCAACAAAGGCGAAUGGGUCUCGUGUAUCCAGAUAAAGGAUAUAGAACCAUCCGAGAUUACCACGUGGCCAAAGCGAGAGCCCAUGCUGCUAUUGGGGACUGGCACUCAGGAGGCAGCAUUCGUUCCACCAUCAGUGAGGUCAGUGGAGAGAAACCGAGUCUGAGCAGAUACUUGAUCAAGAACAAUUUGGGAAGUGGAAAUUUCGACGACUUGUCUAAUCGAGUUAGUCAGCUUCCGAAGUCGAACAAAGCCAUGGUAGACAUCUUGCUAGAUGUCAUUGAGGUCCUCAAAACGAUCGCAACCGUUCAUGAACUAGGUAUCGUGCAUAAUGGACUUACCAGUCACCACAUACUUCGAUCUAUGACAUGGUCUGGUGAAUCUCUGUCUUCUGAAAGAGUUACUAUUACCGGAUGGGACUUUGCGUUUUCCAUUGUUGGCGAAGACUCCUCUGAAGCAUACAGAAAGAAGUACAUGUCCGAGAUUCCAGACUUGCUUCCAUAUAUGUCGCCUGAGAAUACCGGUGAGACCGCCAACUUGGUCGACUAUCGUACAGAUAUUUACGCCAUGGGAAUUGUCCUUUACGAGUUGGUGGUUGGAUGUCUUCCCUUCCAGUCAGGGAGCCCGACCCGUCUAAGAAGAAUGCACCUCAACGAGAAACCUAUCGCACCCAUCAUUCUUGGUCAGGGUUGGUUGCCUCAGUCCCUCAACGAUAUCAUCAUGAAGUGUCUCGAGAAGGAUCCAGUUAACAGAUACAUGGAGGUCCACUCGCUAAUCAAAGACUUAUUGGUCGUCACUGACGAUCUCUUAGCUUUGGACGACAACGAAAUGCAGAAAGCAUCCAGAAAGUCAAUAAGCGCCGAUUUAGGAUAUAGUCGAGAGAAGUGUGGCCAGUUCCCUUACUUUUCUUCGUUCUUGGCCAAAUUGGCACAUGAUCAAUUCACUCAGGACGUUCUUGAGAGCUUCAACGAUCAUAAAGAAGGAAUGCGGUACAUACUCAUACAAGGUGAGAGUGGUGUCGGAAAAACAACCCUUAUCGAUGAGAUUCAGAUUGCAGCUGUUUCAAAGUACAAUUUUGUCAUACCUUGGAAUUACAAUUGCUCAGAUAUGAAUGUUACCAAGUACUCGUCUGCCAUACAUGGCCUCCAGACUGUUUGUAACCAGAUUUUAUCAUCGUCCAAAGAAAAUAUAGCUGAAUGGAGGCAUAUAUUCACAUCUGAGGUCGACGUGGACAUGAGUAUUCUAUUUCUGUCUAUUCCAGAGUUGAAAGUAUUGUUGGGUCCCCGGUACAAGAGUAUUCGUUCGGAAAAGUCUAGGGCAGUCUACCCAACCAAGGACCUAACACCGAAUGGCCUCCCUGUUGAGUCGAUUAGUGACCUCUUGAUGUUAGACUCUGAUGAUUCACAUUCUGACCUACUGGUCUCUCCAAAGGAUUUGCUAGUACAAUCUGGUUUUGAAGAACAGAAUAUUGAAUUGCGUUUCACCUACAUGAUCAGAAAGGUUUUUAGCCUUGUUGCAUCAAGAGGAUUGACUGUUAUACUUGAUGGAAUCCAAUGGUGUCCUAAAAGCGAAUUUUUGCUUAUAAAAGAAAUUGCUGACUAUUGUUUCAAUAAUGCUGAAUCCCCUAGUAUUUGUUUGGUUGGUGCUUUUGGAACAUCUAAGGAAGAAUCCGCUUUUGGUUCGGAAUAUUCAAGUUUAGAACCUAUCAAAGAACUACUAUACUCUGAAAAGGUGGUGGUCAAGGAAUUUUCAAUGGAUCCAUUGGACAAGUCUCAAUUCGAGAGCUUUGCAAUGCUGAUAUCUUUUCCCAAGUCUUCCGAUGCCGCUCUGAAUGACCGCCUAUUGAAUACUAUUUAUGAGCGAAGCUCAGGUAACAGAUUCAAUAUGAAGACAAUUAUGUGUACUUUACAUAUCAUGAACCAAAGUGAGCAGAUUACAUUUGAUGAAAUGGGAGAUUUCUUGGACAAAAAUUUCGUCACUAAUUGUCAGAGUGAUAUUGUUCUGAAGUACUACGAUGUUGUUCUCAAAGACAAGGAAAUUGAUCUUCUCAAGUUCGCAUCCAUUAUAGGAUCCAAUGGUGUUUUCAAGCUUUCUGAUUUGAUGAUUGUUACUGGACAGUCAUUAAAUGAAGUAUACGAAACCUUGCAAUUCUGUAUUGAAUCCAGAUUUAUUGUGCCAUCGGGAGUUUACUACAAAGUACCAUUUCACUUGCUCACCCAAGACGAUUUUCCAUUUGAUAUACCUGAUUCCAUGGUUUGGGAAAUGGCCACCAAAGCCAAGUACAGAUUUGAACACGAUGCAUAUCAGAUAAAAUUGUUGAAGGACAUGAAGGAGAAAGGUGAAUGGGAAGAAUACCACAGACUUUGCGGCUUGAGAUAUCAGAAGAAGGCAUCUCAAGAUGUAAACGUGAACAUUUCGAACUACUUGAGUUUGUGCACACAUCUCGUUGAGUCUGUGAACGUUGCAAGAGAGAAUGAUUAUGAGAGAUACUACGAGACUCUCGUCACAGGUGGCCGGUUCGCGUUGGCAACCUCGAAUCUAGUAACUGCUGUUCAAUUUUUCGAGGCGUCUGCAAAGUUCAUUUCUCCAGAUGAUAAGAGAAGGAAGAUAAAGAAUUUGCUUACAAUCUGCCAGACGAAUUAUUUACUAAAAAACUACAAUGAGUGUAUUAAAGUGAUACAGCAGGCUGAAGAUGAUUAUGGAAAGGAAAGCAAGGUUUUUUUAUUUCUCAAGAUCCGUUGUCUUUUUCACCUGAAACAAUUUAAACUGGGAGUUCGGCGAGCAAUCACUGCUUUGCAAAGUUUGGACGUUGAAAUCUCAAGUGAUCCGGACAAGUGCGAGGCAAUUGCUAAAAAGUUUAUAAGCUCGGUGCCAUUAUCUGUUCCAGAAAUUCGAGCAAUGAAGGGCUUGAAGAGAGCCACUGAUAACAAGUUCUUACUAAUCGCUACGCUAAUUCUGGACAUUUUGGGGCCAACAUAUAUUCUUGGACUUUCUCUGCUCAGAUUGGCAUUGAUGGCUCAACUUGUUCAAUUAAUGAAUCAGUACGGCAAAUGUGCUAAUUGUGCACUUCCGUUGAUUCACUUCGCCAAUUACUACAUUCAGCCGCAUGCUAACAUGAGCACGGUGAAGGCUUCUGAGCUUUGUGAUAUUGCGCUUGAUAUGAUCAAUGGUGAAGAAGGCUCCAGCACUAUAUUGUCUGAACAGAUCAAUGAGUGCUACAUUAUAUUCAUGGCAUCGUUCCGGACGAAUACUAAUGAGUUGCUGCGGUAUUCUGACUAUUACGAUUUUUCAAGUUCUGUAAUUGUUAAAGCCCAUGAUAACUCGCUCGCUCUUCUAGUGAUUGGCUCAGGCUUCAUUCUUAACUUGAUGAGUGGCAACACGGCAUCGUUUGUUGGAAAGCUGUCACUUUCUAAAAUCGUUCAGUUUGAUAGUGACGAAGAGUUUGAAGUGUUUGGCUCAGCAAUAAACUUGUGGAGAGAUGAAUUGAGUUUUGAAGCAUACUCGAAGGAGUUUGCCAAGUAUAGGGCAAUGAAACGACCAGAUCUUGAAUUCCCAUAUUUGGCUAAUGCUAUUUUAUGGUGUGUUUCAGAAGGAAGAUACAGAGAAGGUGCAGAAAUAUUCAUCGAUAGAGCCUAUUAUGUUCUGAGAAAGCUUCCCAUGUCCAUUCUUCACUUAGAGGUGUAUUUUUAUGCAUGCAUCUGUUUAUGCUUCAAUGAUGCAACAUCCACUAGAAAUGCUGGACUUGAUCUUGCCAAGAGAAUCAUAAAGGUAUUCGAAAGCUGGGCCAAUGCCUGUCCAGGUAAUUUUGCACCCAAACGCUUCAUUUUGGAUGCAUGCAUCCGAAGUAAUACAAAAGAUGAGUCAACAUUGUUUGUUUUGGAUUGCUUCGAAGAGGCAAUAGAAAGGUCUUCCAAAGAAGGAAGGUGGAUGGAUGUGGCGAAUCACCUAUGUGCCAGUUGGCUCAUUGGUACUGGUGAAAGCAAGCGAAGAGCGGGUUUCUUUGCUCAGAAUGCGCUUUCCAUGUAUCAAAUGAUGAAGGAUGAUAAACAAGUGGAGCGAAUCAAAAAAGAAUUCGCUUCAGUAUUUAGCAGCCAUAACUGGGCUGGUGUCGAGAUUAUUCCAGAGAGGAACAACACGAUGUUUGGAGAUAGUACGCAGCUCAACCGAAGACUUGAGGGUAUCUUCAAUGGUGACAAAAGUGAGGCCAGCAAGAGAGUUCAAGGCGCUUUCCGAUUGGAAAGCGAUCCUCAGGUUGCAGACUUCCAGACUCCCGAUAUCGGAGAUCUCGGAAAUCUGGCUUCACAGUCGGAGUUGUCUCAAGCUAUUAAGCUCUGUCUUACUAUUUCUGAGUCUUCCAACAUAGAUUCAAUUGUUUCCAGCUUGCUUGAGAGUAUAUUGCAGUUCUCAGGUGUUGACUACGCUGCAAUUGUGAUGAACUCUACUGGAGGAGAGCCAACAAUUAGAGCAAUUGGAACGCUUAAUAAUUUAUACAAGCUCGAUGACGACCCAUUGAGUUUGAGAACAGAUUUGGUUCCAUACCUGUUGGUGAUUCAUUGCUUACUUACUGGAGAAGUGAUCAACAUGGAAGCCAACAAGUCAUUCUUCGACGAGAGAUUUGGUGCUGAUCACUACUACACACAUAACCCAUGUUCCUCAGCAUUGGCAAUUCCAAUCAAGACAUCGACGGUGUUGGGAAUGGUCUACUUAGAAAGACAAAACCCUGCUAACGAAAUCAGGAAUGGAAAGCACUACUUUGACUCCAAAAUGGUGGAUUUGCUCGACUUGCUCUGUUCCCAAUCUGCCGUUGCAUUUAGCAAGUCCAUGCUUUAUAGUCAGAUGGAGAUGGCAAAGAAGACUGCUGAGGAUGCGACUGCCGAAAAGGCUAGUUUCUUGGCCAAUAUGUCACAUGAGAUCAGGACGCCAUUCAAUUCGUUGUUUGCUUGCUCGGUAUUCUUAUUAGACACUGAGUUGAAUACUACUCAACGUGAGUAUGUGGAGACCAUUAAGAACUCUGCUUUGGUAACUUUGAGUAUCAUUGAUGGUAUUUUGGCAUUCAGCAAAAUCGAGCAUGGCUCGUUCAGUUUAGAGAGCUCCCCAUUCAACAUUAAUAAUACCGUCGAAAGUGCUAUCCAAGUGGCCAGUGAACAGGCAGAAGUGAAUGACCUUGAAUUGGUGUACUUCAAUAACUGUCCAGAUAUUGAGUCGGUGAUUGGAGACUCCACUAGAAUGAGACAAAUCAUCAUAAAUUUGGUGGGCAAUGCAGUGAAGUUUACCAUGACGGGACACAUUAUUGUCACGCUCAGAGCUUCUGUUAUCCAUGGAAACAGAUGUGACGUCCAAAUCACUGUUGAAGAUACCGGAAUUGGAAUUCCAUCCGAGUCCCGCUCUAAAGUUUUCGGGGCUUUCUCACAGGUAGAUGGUUCUUCAAGACGAGUUUAUGGAGGUUCUGGACUCGGACUUGCAAUCUCCAAAAAAUUGGCAGACUUAAUGAAUGGGGUUAUUUCUUUUGAAAGUGUCGAAGGGAAAGGUUCCAUCUUCUGCUUUUCGGUUCCUUUGGAAGUUGAGUAUGUCAAGACAAAACCUAAGUAUGCUUCUCAAGAUACUGCUAUAGUGAUCCUGUCCAAGUUGCGCAAGCAGUCACUUCAGUCGUUUUUGGAAUACUAUGGAUCUAAGGUGACAACUUUCGACACCUUUGAUGAGCUCAUUUCUAGUAAGGGUAAGUUUGAUAUUAUAUUCAUUGGAAGCAACAACGUGGGACCGGAGCGGAUCAAAAGGUCGGCACUUCCCUGCCCAGACUGCAAAAUAUACUUGAUUGCAAAGUUUGGAAUGGUGUUCUCGGAGUUGUCAUUACAAACGAUGAAAGUCGAUGCAUUGAUAUUCACUCCAAUUAAUAGAAGUAAGGUUGAAGACAUUCUCAGGCAUCCAAGAUUGGAAACUUCAACCGAAAAGAUUGCCCCAGCUAAGAGUCUACUCAGUGAAACAUAUCCACUACGCAUUUUGAUCGUGGAGGACAAUGUCAUUAACUUGAGAGUGGCCCUGCAGCAUCUCAAGAAAUUGGGAUACGUCGCCGACCACGCAAAGGACGGAGUGGAGGCAGUUGAAAGAUGUGAAGUCAGAUUAUUGAACGGAGACAAGUACGAUGUGGUGUUCAUGGACAUCCAAAUGCCACGCAAGGAUGGCAUUUCUGCUACUAUAGAAAUACGAGAGCGGUUUUACGCUCAACAACGGCCAGAUCUACUCCCGCGCAUAAUAGCACUAACUGCUAACGUUGCCGGUGACGAGAGAGCGAGAUGUAUUGAGUGUGGAAUGGUUGAUUUUGUCACCAAGCCUAUUCUUCCAGAGGAACUACGUCGCGUGCUUAUACUGGUUGGCGAAGACAUUCGCAAUAACGAAAUUAAUGGAGGAACCUUUUGA
This is a messenger RNA of Sungouiella intermedia, 7143 nucleotides long. The record is from the annotation of a GenBank genome assembly. NCBI's taxonomy places the organism in Eukaryota, Fungi, Ascomycota, Pichiomycetes, Serinales, Metschnikowiaceae.